AUGAAUAACAUCAGCAGAACACCGAAAACAACACCUAUAACGGAUGAUUACGAUAUCUCAAAUACCGUUCUUGGCCUCGGUAUUAAUGGAAAGGUAGUAGAAUGCAAAGAGAAGCGCACGGGCAUGAAGCGUGCACUGAAAGUUUUGCACGACAACGCGAAAGCUAGGCGGGAAGUGGAGCUCCAUUGGAGGGCUAGCGGGUGCAUACAUAUCGUUGAAAUUAUAGACGUAUAUGACAAUACAUACGGAGGGAAGAGAUGUCUGCUGAUGGUGAUGGAAUGUAUGGAUGGCGGCGAGCUCUUCCAGAGAAUACAAGACAACAGAGAAGGAGCUUUUACAGAGAGACAGGCUGCUGAGGUAAGCACAUGUGUACAUUUCUUAACCACUGCUAUACAGAGAAUACAAGACAACAGAGAAGGAGCUUUUGCAGAGAGACAGGCUGCUGAGGUAAGCGCAUGUGUACGUUUCUUAACCACUGCUAUACAGAGAAUACAAGACAACAGAGAAGGAGCUUUUACAGAGAGACAGGCUGCUGAGGUAAGCACAUGUGUACAUUUCUUAACCACUGCUAUACAGAGAAUACAAGACAACAGAGAAGGAGCUUUUGCAGAGAGACAGGCUGCUGAGGUAAGCGCAUGUGUACAUUUCUUAACCACUGCUAUACAGAGAAUACAAGACAACAGAGAAGGAGCUUUUGCAGAGAGACAGGCUGCUGAGGUAAGCGCAUGUGUACAUUUCUUAACCACUGCUAUACAGAGAAUACAAGACAACAGAGAAGGAGCUUUUGCAGAGAGACAGGCUGCUGAGGUAAGCGCAUGUGUACAUUUCUUAACCACUGCUAUACAGAGAAUACAAGACAACAGAGAAGGAGCUUUUGCAGAGAGACAGGCUGCUGAGGUAAGCGCAUGUGUACAUUUCUUAACCACUGCUAUACAGAGAAUACAAGACAACAGAGAAGGAGCUUUUGCAGAGAGACAGGCUGCUGAGGUAAGCGCAUGUGUACAUUUCUUAACCACUGCUAUACAGAGAAUACAAGACAACAGAGAAGGAGCUUUUGCAGAGAGACAGGCUGCUGAGGUAAGCGCAUGUGUACAUUUCUUAACCACUGCUAUACAGAGAAUACAAGACAACAGAGAAGGAGCUUUUGCAGAGAGACAGGCUGCUGAGGUAAGCGCAUGUGUACAUUUCUUAACCACUGCUAUACAGAGAAUACAAGACAACAGAGAAGGAGCUUUUGCAGAGAGACAGGCUGCUGAGGUAAGCGCAUGUGUACAUUUCUUAACCACUGCUAUACAGAGAAUACAAGACAACAGAGAAGGAGCUUUUGCAGAGAGACAGGCUGCUGAGGUAAGCGCAUGUGUACAUUUCUUAACCACUGCUAUACAGAGAAUACAAGACAACAGAGAAGGAGCUUUUGCAGAGAGACAGGCUGCUGAGGUAAGCGCAUGUGUACAUUUCUUAACCACUGCUAUACAGAGAAUACAAGACAACAGAGAAGGAGCUUUUACAGAGAGACAGGCUGCUGAGGUAAGCGCAUGUGUACAUUUCUUAACCACUGCUAUACAGAGAAUACAAGACAACAGAGAAGGAGCUUUUACAGAGAGACAGGCUGCUGAGGUAAGCGCAUGUGUACAUUUCUUAACCACUGCUAUACAGAGAAUACAAGACAACAGAGAAGGAGCUUUUACAGAGAGACAGGCUGCUGAGGUAAGCGCAUGUGUACAUUUCUUAACCACUGCUAUACAGAGAAUACAAGACAACAGAGAAGGAGCUUUUGCAGAGAGACAGGCUGCUGAGGUAAGCGCAUGUGUACAUUUCUUAACCACUGCUAUACAGAGAAUGCAAGACAACAGAGAAGGAGCUUUUGCAGAGAGACAGGCUGCUGAGGUAAGCGCAUGUGUACAUUUCUUAACCACUGCUAUACAGAGAAUACAAGACAACAGAGAAGGAGCUUUUACAGAGAGACAGGCUGCUGAGAUAAUGCACUCGAUCUGCGUGGCCGUACGUCAUCUGCAUGACUCCAACAUUGCCCACCGCGACAUAAAACCAGAGAAUUUGCUUUACACAAGCAUGGAGCCUAACGCAAUCCUGAAAUUGACAGACUUCGGCUUCGCUAAAGAGACGCUUUCGCAGGCGGAUACAUUGCAGACCCCGUGUUAUACACCAUAUUACGUUGCACCAGAGGUUCUGGGUCCAGACAAGUACGAUAAGUCGUGUGAUAUCUGGUCCUUGGGUGUCGUGAUGUAUAUUCUCCUGUGCGGUUUUCCACCCUUCUACUCUAAUCACGGCCUCGCCAUAUCACCUGGGAUGAAAAAGCGAAUUCGACUAGGUCAAUACGACUUCCCGGAGCCAGAGUGGUCGAACGUUUCCGCCGAAGCAAAGAAUCUCAUCCGUGGUAUGCUGUCUGUCGACCCAGCGAAACGACUCACAAUUCACCAAGUGAUGGCGAGUCCGUGGGUGCGGCAGUACACGCAGGUGCCGCAGACGCCGCUGUACACGCACGCGCUGUUGCGCGACGCGGGCGACGCCUGGGCGGACGUGCAGGACGAAAUGACCCGCUCGUUGGCCACCAUGCGCGUCGACUACGACCAGGUACAAAUCAAAGCCUUGGAGCAGAGUAACAACUCUCUACUAAAUAAACGACGGAACAAGGUGGGUGCUUGA
Parnassius apollo (apollo) is the source of this 2664-nucleotide messenger RNA. NCBI's taxonomy places the organism in Eukaryota, Metazoa, Arthropoda, Insecta, Lepidoptera, Papilionidae. The record is from the annotation of a GenBank genome assembly.